Aphis gossypii (cotton aphid) is the source of this 1934-nucleotide messenger RNA. RefSeq lists its product as uncharacterized. Lineage: Eukaryota; Metazoa; Arthropoda; Insecta; Hemiptera; Aphididae. The record is from RefSeq and is a predicted model, not a curated record. The transcript has 3 exons. Bases 3 to 1934 code for a protein of 643 amino acids.
AUAUGCCUCCUAUAAGACGAAGCAAUUUAGGUAGAAGAACCAGAAAUGCUACAAACCAAGCUAAUUACCGAUCUAAUUCACAAACGCGUGAAGCGCGAGCAAGUUUGAAUCGAGCUGCUUUUAGUUACGAUGUGUCAAUUGACUACAGUAACUACCAAUGUGUUGUUAUUGGUUCUAUGAACUCGGUUUGCUCACACUGUAAGGCAUUAAAAUACAAAAACGAAGCCAAUGGAUUGUGUUGCGCAAAUGGUAAAGUGAAAUUGAUACCAUUGGAUCCACCACCAGAACCAUUGUACUCAUUGGUUUCAGGAAUAGGAACAGAUUCUAUACACUUUUUGACAAAUAUCCAACAAUAUAACAAUUGCUUUCAAAUGACUUCAUUUGGGGCAACAAAUGUAGUUCGGGAAAAUUUUAUGCCAACUUUCAAGAUACAAGGGCAAAUAUAUCACAGAGCAGGUUCACUGUUACCAGUGUCAGAUAGCGACAACAAAUUCCUGCAAAUUUAUUUUAUGGGCAAUUCACCACAAGAAAUUGAUCUGCGUUGUGCACAUAACAAUUUAGUAAAGAGGUCUAUUGUAGAACAAUUACAAACUUUAUUUCAUCAGCACAAUCAAUUGAUUAUAUUGUUUAAAACUGCCCUGGAUCUGAUGCCAUCCGAUAAUCACAAAAUUGUAAUCAGAGCUGAUAAAACACCUGCAGGUCAACAUACAAGACGUUUUAAUGCACCAACUAUUGAUGAAGUUGCUAUCGUUGUAGUUGGAGAAAACUUGGAAUCCGGUGAUAUUGUUUUACGUCGUCGGAAUGAUCAAUUACAACGUAUAAAGGAAACACACCGCUCAUAUGAUGCACUGCAAUAUCCCAUUAUAUUUUGGCAAGGUGAAGAUGGCUACGAUUUCUCAAUAAAAAUGAUAAAUCCCAUUGCAGGUUCUGAAACCAACAAAAAAGUCAGUUCAAUGAACUAUUAUUCAUACCGCCUAAUGAUUCGGGAAAAUGAAGAUAAUCACAUAUUGAAAUGUCGGCGAUUAUAUCACAAAUAUGUUGUUGACAUGUAUGUUAAAAUUGAAACGGAAAGAUUAACAUUCAUCAGGUUGAAUCAAACCAAACUCCGAUCUGAAGAGUAUAUUCACCUUCGAGAUGCGAUUAAUACUGAUGGAAAUGCACAGAAUGUCGGUCGGAUGACUAUUCUUCCAGCAACAUACAUCGGAAGCCCUCGGCAUAUGCACGAAUAUGCUCAAGAUGCCAUGUCGUAUGUUCGUCAUUAUGGUACAGCAGAUUUGUUCAUCACAUUUACAUGCAAUCCGCAAUGGAUAGAAAUCAAUCAGGAGUUAUUCUCUGGGCAAUCACCCAUUGAUCGUCAUGAUAUUACAGCCAGAGUCUUUAGACAAAAGUUGAAAUCUUUAAUGGAUUUCAUCGUAAAACAUAAUGUGUUUGGUGAGACACGCUGCUGGAUGUAUUCUGUGGAGUGGCAGAAACGAGGAUUGCCACAUGCACACAUUUUGAUUUGGUUGGUUGAAAAUAUAAGGCCAAAUGAAGUUGAUGCAGUGAUAUCAGCUGAAAUCCCUAAUGUACAAGUAGAUCCUGGAUUGCAUGAGGUAGUUAUCAAAAACAUGAUACAUGGUCCCUGUGGAACUCUUAAUCAAAAUUCACCGUGUAUGAUGGAUGGUAAAUGUUCAAAACGAUAUCCACGGACAUUAAUAUCGGAAACAAUUACUGGUAAUGACGGUUAUCCAUUGUAUCGUCGCAGAUCGACAGCAGACAAUGGAAAAUCAACAAUUGUCAAAUUAAAUCAACAAGAUAUUGAAAUAGAUAAUCGUUGGAUUGUUCCAUAUUCACCCAUUUUAUCAAAGACAUUCAAAGCACACAUCAACGUUGAAUCUUGCCAUUCAGUGAAAUCUAUUAAAUACAUUUGCAAAAUAUGUAGCCAAAGGGAGUGA